Molecule: messenger RNA, 570 nt
Organism: Caenorhabditis remanei
Lineage: Eukaryota; Metazoa; Nematoda; Chromadorea; Rhabditida; Rhabditidae
Exons: 3
Coding region: 1-570 (189 amino acids)
Molecular function (GO): protein binding
Source: RefSeq, a predicted model, not a curated record
AUGAAAAUUCUCCGUUUCCCAAUGCUAGUAAUCAAAGACGUCUUGAAAAACAUGGAUUCUAUCGAUUUAAUAAACUUAUCCCUGGCGUCUAAAAAGAUGGGUCACUUGAUUUCUCUAGCAGACACUCAUCGAUUCAAAGUAGACUUGGAACAUUUUCUUAUUAUUUCCAUCAACGAGAAACAAUAUAACAUUCAACUUCCCAAAAAUGUAUCGAGUCGAGUGACCGUAAUGAUAACUAUUGAUAACGCAUGGCCUGCUAGAGAAUGGCUACAUAUUUAUUGGAAUAAGAAAUGGACUGAACUCCUGGUGCAUAUCUUACGAGUCUUCAAGAGUCCUUUAACCACAGUCAAUAGCAAAUCAAUGCCAAAUGGAAAAUUGAUAGAGGCUAUUCAGAUCUUGUCAGCUGAGCAGUGUGAGAUUAAGAAAAUGUAUAUACAUCAAGAUUUGCAAAAGAAAAAGUCACUCAGAAACAUUAUUGAGAGCCUUAAUAUCACGGAGAGGCUUAUAACAACUCGAAUGGGAAAGAUCACUCGAACAGUCAUUGGAGGAGUCCCAAAUCAACGGAGGUAG